AUGGAUAAGGCUGGAUUCUGCGGGAAAUAUCACCUGGAACGCUUCGACGAUACACCGUGCUCAGCGAAGGUGGCUCUCGCCCUGCGGGCGGAGAGUGAGGGCAUUGAGGUCGUCGCCAAGGUUGCGAACACCCUACAAGGUCAGAUGAAGUUCGAUGCUGGCAAGCUGAGUGGACUCCUUGUGUCGACUAUGAUGAUGGGGAGCGAGGAAGAGAUGAAGCUUGAGGCUGCUCUGACGACUGGAUUCGAGGGUGGCUUUAACGUGACCUGGGCUGCCGACACGCUGACGCUUGCGGGAGAGCAAAACACCUUCGUAUUCGAGCGCGAUUUGUCUCUGGAGAGGCUGAUCGGCGAGUACACCCUACACACGUUCAAUGGGGAAUCUGUUUCCAUGGACAAUGCGGGGCUUGUUGUUGCUGAGGGCAGCGAAGGGUGCGUGACUGUGGUUGCCCAGUUCACGAAUUCUCUCCGAGGCGAGCUGAAGCUGGAGGACGGCGUGCUACAGGGCGCUGUCGCAUCGACGGCUGAGGAGGCUGAGGGCGUGACGACGAUGGAGGAGAGGUUUGAGGCGGGGAUGGGACGUGGUGUGAAGGUGACCGUGGAAGGGAAGUGCCUUACCUUGAAGGAUGACGACAGCACUUUUGUGUACCUGCGUCUGCUGCUGCCGAGCGAUCUGGCCGGUGAGUAUGUGCUUCAGAGCCUCAACGGCGCGACUGUGGAGGGGGAUGAGCAGAUAACGCUCGCCCUCUGCCAGGACGAAAAUAAGGGCGAGGUGAGUGUUUUUGCGAAGGUGUCGAACACCCUGCGCGGGAAGGCGGAGCUUGUGAAGGACGUGCUGCGCGGCCCCCUGAUUUCAACGCGGAUGAUGGGGAGCGAAGCGGAGAUGCUUGUGGAGGCCGCGCUGUCCAGUGGCUUUGAUGCUGGGUUCCUCUGCAGCGCCGAGGCGGGGCAGCUGACGCUGCGGUGCGGCGACAACACCCUCGUGUACACGAAGGUUCCUGUUGUGCCGUACGAGAACGGCAAGCCGACGUACUUGGGAGAGAGCGUGUCACCGUGCUUCAAGGGUCACGGCAACGGCCUGUUGUUCCGCAUCAUCAACACGGCGGAGGGGAAGUGGGCGUUCUACAACGACACGCAAAAGUACAGGAUGCGCGUCGUUGUGACAUUCGGCUCCCGCUCGAAGCUGGAGGGCCUCGGAAGCACCGGUGUGACCGUAAACGAGGACGGCCGGCACGUGGCUGAUGUGACUGUGGAGCCGGGCAUGACGGAGAUGUUCGUUGCGGGGCACGUGAACGGGUACUCAUGCUCCUACGACGCGCUGCCCCUCUAG
This is a messenger RNA of Trypanosoma grayi, 1329 nucleotides long. Its product is annotated as META domain containing protein. NCBI's taxonomy places the organism in Eukaryota, Euglenozoa, Kinetoplastea, Trypanosomatida, Trypanosomatidae. Bases 1 to 1329 code for a protein of 442 amino acids. The record is from RefSeq and is a predicted model, not a curated record. The transcript has a single exon.